AGUCUUGCACAGGUGUACCGGCUCCUCCCCUUCAGUCUUGCACAGGUGUACCGGCUCCUCCCCUUCAGUCUUGCACAGGUGUACCGGCUCCUCCCCUUCAGUCUUGCACAGGUGUACCGGCUCCUCCCCUUCAGUCUUGCACAGGUGUACCGGCUCCUCCCCUUCAGUCUUGCACAGGUGUACCGGCUCCUCCCCUUCAGUCUUGCACAGGUGUACCGGCUCCUCCCCUUCAGUCUUGCACAGGUGUACCGGCUCCUCCCCUUCAGUCUUGCACAGGUGUACCGGCUCCUCCCCUUCAGUCUUGCACAGGUGUACCGGCUCCUCCCCUUCAGUCUUGCACAGGUGUACCGGCUCCUCCCCUUCAGUCUUGCACAGGUGUACCGGCUCCUCCCCUUCAGUCUUGCACAGGUGUACCGGCUCCUCCCCUUCAGUCUUGCACAGGUGUACCGGCUCCUCCCCUGGACUGAAACGUCUUCCUCUGUUGUCACUGCACACUCUCUUUCAAUCAUG
Messenger RNA from Staurois parvus, 510 nucleotides. The record is from the annotation of a GenBank genome assembly. Lineage: Eukaryota; Metazoa; Chordata; Amphibia; Anura; Ranidae.